Plasmodium inui San Antonio 1 is the source of this 6231-nucleotide messenger RNA. RefSeq lists its product as hypothetical. The transcript has a single exon. The record is from RefSeq and is a predicted model, not a curated record. The coding region runs from base 1 to 6231 and encodes 2076 amino acids. NCBI's taxonomy places the organism in Eukaryota, Apicomplexa, Aconoidasida, Haemosporida, Plasmodiidae.
AUGUUAAAAAUUAUUUUUUUAAUUUUGCUCAUAUUCGCACGCAUUGAUUCUAUAAGUACAAAUAAGGCAAAAGGGACUGCACGAGAUGGAAAACAGCAUUUGGAAACGCAUAGCCCAACUUAUACUCCACACGAAAAAACCAAAGUUAUUUUUUAUAUGCCUGGACAGGAACAGGAAGAACACAAAGGAUACAAUGAUCCCAAUGGAAGUAAAAAAGAUGGGAAAUCGGACACGAGCUCCAAUGUAGGAACACAUUUAGGUUCAACAACUGAUGCAGAGAAUUCAACAGGAGGAUUUAAUAGAGGAUAUGGAGUAGUAUCCCAUUCAGGGACAGCAUCAAGUAACUAUAAAGGAAAUUCCGGGCAAGGGACGAAUAAUGACCUGCCUCAUGGUGAUAACUCGAAUAAAGGACAGCAACGAAAUGCUGGGUUCAACAAAAAGCAAGAAGACGCUUUAAGAGAUGAAUAUGAAAGAAUUAGAAAACAAGAAGAAGAAGAGGAAGAAAGGAUAAACAAUCAAAGAAAGGCUGAUAUGAAGAGAGCUCAGGAGGGGGGAAAUAAAUUUGGGAAUGAUCAAACAGGACAGGCUUCUUUAACCAACACGAAAUAUGAAAUAUCACACCCUCAGUCAGGUCCCACAAGCACUAAUGCAAAAAAUAGAGGCCCGGGGUUUUAUGAUGAGUUCGGAAAUGGGCCUUACCAUUUAGUUGGCACACCAAGCGGGGGGUUAACUCAUACCGCACCUCCAUAUGAGUAUUAUCAUGAGCAUGGCGCUGGAGGAAAUGGUCACGGGCCGUACAGCGGCGCUGACGGGAAGGGCUAUGGACAGUACGGCGGCGCUGAUGGGAAGGGUUAUGGAGCUUAUGGUGGAUCUGAUGGAAAGGGCUACGGACCUUACGGUGGAGCCGAUGGUAAGGGCUACGGGCCUGAUGGUACGGCAGGAAGUGUAUACCAUGGUGGAUAUGACAAUGGAGGAACAAACCAAACAUACAGAACACAUUUACAUGUAAACUUUGGAGAUGGUAAAGGAGGUCAUGACGGAAAAAAUGGCAUGGACGGAUAUCCAAAUUAUUUUACAAACCACUUCACACCUGGGGACGCAAAGGGGGCAGGUGCCUAUGGGCAUGAAUCGGCAACUUAUGGCGUGCACCAUGGGGAAAAUGGAGUAGCUACAGGGGAAGGAGACUACGGAAAGAGUAAAGGGUCCGAUGGGAAAAAUGGUACGGAGGCGGAUGGACAAAAUGGAAGUGGAACUGAAGCGCAAAAUCCAUCUGGACCCAUGGGGCAUAACGGAGUUGGAGAGACAACCUACAGUGUACAUUACGGAACAAAUGGCAGUGGAACAGGAAACGGAGGUGGAUCGGGCGAAGAAGGGGCAAACAAAACAAAUCCUUCUUAUCAUGGAGGGUAUGAAAAAAAUACUGGAUCAGAAAAGCAUGAGGAAAACGGAACUCCAUACUAUGUCGAGUAUCCAGAUGAAAAUACAGAAAGCGGAACGACAACUUAUGGAUUAGAUCAUGGGAAAAAUGGUAACACGCAAGGCGAACACGGACAAGGAGGAUACGGGAAAAACGACCUAGGAAGUGCAAACGGCGCAGGGACAUAUCACAGUAAAAACAAUGGAAAAAUUAAUUACCCAAACUUAAACUACAUUCAUGGGUUACGGCCUGUUAAUGCAGGUGACGGACAGGGAGUUUACGGCGGAAAUGGAAUUAACAACCCAGUAGUAUAUCAUGUGAAACACGGGGUAAAUGACCCUAACAAUGAUAGCGAUAAACAAGCGAGUGACCAUAGCUCCCAUGAGGACGGCAACACACACCAGGGGAUGAGAAAAAACGGAAUGGUGCAAAUGAAUCCAGGGGAAAGACAUAGAGGCUACAAUUCCUCCCACGAUUCAGAUAACGAUUCUCUUUUAACUGAGUAUCAGUUAAAGGAAGGUGGCGUUAAAAGAUUAACACCUAAGGAUAAAAGAGGUGCAGCGUCGGAGGACAGUGAGGAAAAUCUAUACGUGAAAAGAACAAAUGGGAGCGGAUUCUCCACGAUGACCGGCAGCGACAUGGGAAAAUACGGAACACACAACACAAGAUCCGGCAACAAUUAUAAUAAUUAUGAAAGCCGAUUUACUCCUAUCACCGGGAAGAAUGACAACACGCAUGCUAAACGCAGAGCAAAGGAAAUUGAGGAAAACCUGAAUAAAGGGGAAUAUUCUAGAAUGAAGAAGUCCAACGGAAAAAAAGGACAGAAAUCGGACGGAUCUGAAUCAGACUCGAACGAAUCAGAUGUAAAUGCUUCCACCGUCUUUUACGUCGACAACGGACAAGAUAUGGUAAUUAAGGAGAAGAUGUCCAAUUCGGAAGGAACAGAAGAUAUGUCAGAGGAAGGAUUGAACAUAAGAUACAAAAAACAAAAAGGGCCUGUAAAUUACCACUUUUCGAAUUACAUGAAUUUAGAUAAAAGAGAUACGCUGAGCUCCAAUGAAAUAGAAUUACAAAAAAUGAUAGGACCUAAAUUCUCACAAGAGGUAGAUAAAUAUUGCCGUCUUAAUGAACCUCUACAAAAAAAAGGCGAUUUCCUAAACCUUUCCUUUGAGUAUUCCAGAGCGUUGGAAGAAUUAAGAAGCGAAAUGAUUAACGAGUUGCAAAAAAGAAAAUCAAUGGGAUCUAACAAUUACAAUAAUAUUUUAAAAGCCAUUUAUAACUCUAUGAAUAGAAAAAAUACUAACUUGGGGCGAGACGCAUACGAAGAUGAAAACUUCAUCUCACAGGCUAACUCGUUUCGAAAUGAAGAGAUGCAACCGUUAAAUGCAAAGUAUAACAAAAUUUUAACACAAUACCUUUGUCAUGUAUUUGUCAACAACCCUGGAACAAAUCAGUUAGAGAGACUAUACUACCAUAAUUUCGCCUUAGGGGAACUAAUCGAACCGGUUAGGAGAAAAUACAGCAAAAUGACAUCCUCCUCUGUGGGUCUAAACUACGAAAUUUAUAUAGCGGCUUCUUCUAAUAUAUAUCUAAUGGGUCACCUGCUGGUUCUAUCCUUAGCUUACCUUUCGUACAAUCACUACUUUGUGCACGGAUUGAAACCUUUUUAUUCGUUAGAAACCAUGCUGAUAGGUAACUCGGAUUGGAGCUUCUUCAUGUACAACGAAAUGUGCAACGUGUAUUACCACCCCAAGCAAAGCUUCAAUAGAGACAUAACCUUCGUCCCGAUCGAAUCUAGACGUGGUAGACACACUACCUAUGUGGGGGAAAGGAAAGUAACUUGCGAUUUGCUAGAAUUGAUUCUAAAUGCAUAUACUUUGAUAAAUAUACACGAAAUACAGAAGGUCUUUAACAGCAGUGAGGCGUACGGUUAUGAAAACUCCGUCUCGUUUUCGCACAAUGGAUUGAGGAUAUUCUCACAGGUAUGUCCAAGGGAUGAUACCAAGAAUACCCUCAGCUGCGAUUUUGAGAAGUCCACGCUGUAUAACCCUAAAAUCCUAAAAGAGGACGAAGCGCAUAAAGAAAACCAGAGAAGCUUAAAAAGAGCCUUUGAUAUGUUACGAAUCUUUGCCGAAAUAGAAAAUUCGUCCUACCAGAAAGAUCCCAAUCCUCAUUAUAUAAGCCUCAUUCUUGAGCCGAACUUGUAUACGGAUCUUUAUAAGUACCUGUUCUGGUAUGAUAAUAGAGAAUUAAUAAGCAUACAAAAUAGAAACGUUGGGUCAACGAAAAGAAAAAGCAAGAUCAAAUUUGUCUACGAUGAGUUUAUCAAGAGAGGAAAGGAAUUAAAAGAUAAACUGAUCAAAAUCGAUGCCAAGUACAAUGCCAGAAGUAAAGCAGUAUUAGUUUUCUACGCCCUUGUGGACAAAUAUGCCAAAAUUGUUAGGAAAAGCGAAAAAGUUAGAAAGUUCUUUCUAAACGAUGUGUCUACCGUACGCCAUCAUUUGUACUUAAAUAGUAUCCUGUCCAAAUCUCCCAAGUCUAAUUUAGACUCCAUGAAGAAGACACUAGAAGAAUUGCAGUCGUUAACAAGCACCCCACUAAAAUUUAUCGUGCGAGGAAAUAAUUUAAGGUUUUUAAACGACAUAGCUAAAUCUGAAAACUUAUUCUAUGUGAACUUGUUUAUAAUGUCAGCCCUUUCGAGAAAAGACCCAGUCAGGACUUACUACGCUGAGAAGAAGAAAAUGCUAAGUGCAACAAUGACUGAGAGGUUUGCAACUUCCACAUCGGCUUUAAUACCACAUAAACUCCGAAGGCUUGUGAUAACCAUGAAAAAGGGACUCCUAAAAAAGAGAUUGCUAAUCGCGCUUGCCAAGAUGAAACUCUUGCAACACAUUCCUGAAAAUCUACUAGAAAACAUCUUGACGACCAUCCGGUUUACCACACAUACAAUCGCUUCUAGAGAAAUUAUUCAAAACGCGAAAUUUAUCCCAAAAAAUUUAAACUUUUAUCAAAACCGAAAUGUGGAGCUAGCCAAACAGGUGUUUACGGAGGGGGGAUUCGCAAAGUAUGCCGACAAUUUGAUGUCCACGUGGUUCGACAAAGGGUUCGAAGAGUACAAAAGAGAAAAAAUUGAAAGUCAAAAAAUGGAACAUUCAGUUGAGAGGGAACUGAAGGAGACAAACAAUGACAGCAGUUCAAGCGAAGAAAUCACGGAGCAGGAGAAAUUACAGCAGGAGCAAAAAGAAUUAAAUGAAGAACAGGAAAGAGAAAAGCAAGAGAACAAAUUAAUUUUUAAUCAAAAUGACAAGUGGGAUCACUACCUAAAUAAAGAAUUCGCAAAGGCUUUAGGAAUAUGGCUAGAGCUUUCGGACAAUGCAUAUAUGAAGGAUUCCUUCAUAUACAAAGUUGUUGAAGAUAGUAAGCACCUACUAGAAAGUAACAUCGAAGACAAUAUCAUGUUCUCCAGAACGGUCAAGCCAACGAAACAAACAGCGUUUCGAAAAUUUUUCAAAAAAAUUAUUUCCCUUGGAAAUAUGCUCCUGCGAAAACCAAGUUUUAAAGUUGAACAUGCCAUUUGGUUUGGAGCUACCAUCAACAUCAAAAAGGCAAUGAUGUUAUUAGAAAAAGUGGCAGAACUGCAUAAGCUUCUACGUAAUGAGGAUGAAUCCUGGCUGAUUAAUGAAGCCUUCAUCGAAAUUGUCGACCAUGUAGUGCAAAUUAGCUCAGAACAACGUCUACGUGAACCGUUUAGUGUGGUUAGAAACCCUGGAAUGGUGGCUCUCAACCCGGCAUAUGUCGCGUUAAAUAAUGAAGACAGAAUGAAAGAAUUACAAAAUUCGAUGUGCGCAGAUCAUUGUUCUGCUUUGUGGAAAACGAUUUCAACUUUUGCUUUGCAACAUUUGAAGAAUCCAGAAAGUUUACAUUCUUAUGAAUCUAAAUUUUCUAAGAAUUCCUUUGGCAACAAAAUUGAUGACCAGAAUUUUGUAAACAAUUUUAAAAUGAUCCUUGGAGGGGAUGCUGUCCUGCACUACUUCGAUGUGUUGCUACCGAAAUCUAUGAAGAAAGAAUUGAAGGCCAUGAAAAAUGGAGUCUCCCUAUCGUCUGCCUUCUCUCUCAAAUUAACCAAAAUCGUUUUUAGCGAAAUGCAAUUGCCUUACUUAAGCCAAAUGUUCUACGCACAAGCUCCAUAUUUUGGUCACUUCAUAGGAAAAUGGCAAAGGGAAAGAGAAAAAAGUAGGAUGAAAGAAAUACUAGGGUUCAUGACUCUGGGCACUUUAUCUGCAUACACUAUACUCAGCGCAAUGGAUAUAACUCAGCACGCUACUGACAUCGGAAUGGGACCUAUCACCAGUUGUUACACAUCUACUAUCCCUCCACCUAAACAAGUAUGCGUCCAACAAGCGGUUAAAGCAACUUUAACUAGCUCGACACAAGCUUGCAUGAAGAGUGUUUUCUCUGUUGGGCUCUUCGCAUCAAUUGGACCCUACCUAUUUGCACCCAUGGCCGGUCUAGCCCUAUGGAAUGUUUUAAAAUCAGAGUUUAAAGUUCUGCAAAGAAUUGAUAUGGCACUCAAGGGUGUCUUUAAAAACAUGUGGAAGAAAUUUUUGUCACUAAAGGGAAUUCGCAAACUGAAAUAUAUUUUCAAAAGAAGGAAGACCAUGAAAAAGAAAAUUAUCCAAAAUGCAGAACAAAAAAUGUUGGAAAUGAAAAAUAAUCCAAAGAAGGAACAGAAUCAUAAACUAGCCGUCCAAAAAAUGCACAAGCAUGCGUCGGGAAGUUACCACUACAUAUCAUACGCCCGAAUACAGAUGUAG